AUGGAAAUAGUAAAUGAGGGAUGGGUAUUUAAGCAGUCCAAAUAUUUGAAGAGGUUGCGAAAGAGAUAUAUGAUAUUAACAAAAAAUUUCAUCUGUUCCUUUAAGUCACAGUACUAUCAGGCAGAGAAACCGACCGAGAUAUUGUAUCUUAACAAGUUCACAGAGUUGACCUCCUUGGAGGACCUUCGAAAAAUAAAGCUCGUGGAAAAUGAGCUGGGGCUAAGCAACGUGCAUUUAUUUAAUAUAAGUUACAAUAACAGGAAAAUUAUGUUUGCAACUAUGGACAGAGAUGAGAAAAACAAGUGGAUAAAACAUAUCAGCAGACAAAUGGUCAAAUCUACAGUUUUGAUGAGCGAAUGA
Messenger RNA from Plasmodium gonderi, 360 nucleotides. Its product is annotated as PH domain containing protein. The coding region runs from base 1 to 360 and encodes 119 amino acids. Lineage: Eukaryota; Apicomplexa; Aconoidasida; Haemosporida; Plasmodiidae. The record is from RefSeq and is a predicted model, not a curated record. The transcript has 3 exons.